UUGAGAAAUACAGGUAAAAAAUUUAUAUUUAUUUUAAAACAUGUCAUCCUACACGAGAAGUAUUUGGUGUUAAGAAUCUAUUCAUAAAACAUCAUAGAUGUUGAAAGCAGAAUUAGUAUUACAAGCCAGGAAUAAUGUCCGACAUUAUCAAGAUAAGCAAUUUGAACAUGCAUCGAAUAACUCGUCGAUCCAGCAAUAACGCUAGCGAUGACAAAGAAAAACAAACGAAGCGAAAAAAUACUGAUGAAGAUUCUCUACCAAAUUCAAGUAUUAAUAACUGCAGUACUCCUGAAAGUUUACAUUCAAUUUCGUUGCGUAUAUCGUUAGACGAGGAAGCUGACAAUGACCACUAUAUCGACGAGGACUCAGACGCACCUUGCUCAUCAUCACACUCAGACUGCAGUAGUGGAUAUCCAUUACUAGAUAGCUCUCGAUCACCAUCUGAGAGAACUCUACCGGAAACACCAAAGAUUCAUGAAAACAAGAAACAUUACAGGUGUAAAACUGGAAACAGUGUGCGGUUUGAUGAAAACAAAUUAUUUUGUUCUGAUACCACUUAUGGAAGAAACGGCUCCAUAGAAAGUCUUUCCUCAGAUGAUAGAAGGAAGAAGAAAACGGCGAGGGUUUCUAAAGUCGCGUUGAAAUCCAAUUCUGUUAAAACUGUUCCAACUGAAAUAAAACCUUUGCAUCCAGAUGUAAUAUCUCUGCUUAUGUCAAAAAGACCAAAAUCUGCAUCGACUUUGACUUUCAGCGACCAAAGAAUUGCCACCAAGAAUACGCAAACUAGAAACGUUCCCGAAUUUAAAUCUCGACACACACAGGCCAGUGAGCCAGAAAAACAAAUGAACGACAUUACGAUUCAAGUCCCUGAACUGCACAAUAUUGGAAUUCAAUGUAAACGACAAGCAAAAAAACCGAAAGCGAUAUCCAAAGGCUGCCAAGUCGUUUAUGACUCGGUGAAACCUCAGGGAUCUCACGAUCUACCAGAUGAAAAACGUUUGGAUUACGCGAUAUCCGCUGUCGGCAAGUCACAAAAUAUGAAUACGCUGAGGACUACGUCUGCGCAAUGCUCGAGACAGGAGACAUUAGACGAAAAUUUUAAAAUGCAGCGGUGCAAAUCAGCGCUUGCUAUAUUGAUCACUCGUACCCGUGUAUCAAGUUCCUCUGGGAAACGAUUGGAAAAAAUCCGAGGUGAAACAACUGAGUUCGAUGUUGAAACUUCUAGCACAAUAUCUCUGAAAGUUCAUCAACAAGAUAUUCAACCUAAAUACCCUCACCGCGAAAGGCUUUUUACCAAGCGAAGCCCAAUUCGUUUCAAUCCUAAUUCUCGAUAUGCUAUUUGUCCAUCACAUCGAAACAGAAUACUAACCAAUCACCGCCCUAUCAUUUCACCUGAAAAACUGGCAAAGCUAAAGAAAGCUUACGGAAAAAACAGUGUUAACAUGAGUGGACUGAACGUUCGGAAAUUGAGAUUGCCGAUGCAUUGUGGGUACAGAUGUAUGUCCGCCAACGAUGUCAACAAUAUUGUUAAUCGUCUGAGUCAUCUUUCGUGUCGUACAAUUCAUGAUUGCUGCAGAGGUGAUCAACCGAAUGAUCGGGAAUAUCUGAGAUGCCGCACUGCAACUCCCUAUAGGAAUUCUGACUCAUUUCAGAAAAAUCUAUACGAAGUUAAUAAAUUAGCAGCAAAAACUUUUGACGAACGCCAAAAAUUAGGAUUCGAUAGAAUUCGUAGUGCUCCUGGAAAUCAAGAUGAAAGUGUAUUAGAAAAUCUGGAAAAUGUUCUAACAAAAAGUCUCCAUCAACUUGAUCACAGUUUAUUGCAAGCUAAAAAUGUUAUUUCAAGUCUGUCGGGUUUAAUCGAGCAAGUUUCGCCAGGACCACAGAUGGAUGAUAUGAGAACGAUUAAAUCUGCAGCUCAUUAUAGAGAACCACGUUCUCAGGUACACACAAUCCGACGAUGCAAGAGUCAAAGAGGACCGCGAAAGAUGACAAUUGAAGCAACAUGCCAAUGUGUUCGAGAAAAAAUCAAUUCCGAGUCGAAAAAUGGUGGCAUGACAAACUUUCCUGCGAUUCGAUCCCGUUCCGGGAAAACUUUGAAACGAUUUGAAAACAAUCUUUAACAGCGUACAAUGGUAGAAAUCUUUCACGGUAUAUAGUUGGUCCAAUAUCCUGUACCAAAGCAUACCCUGUACAAAAUUACUAUAUAUGUGUUAAAUUACUUCAAACAGUAUCAACGGUAUUGAAAUUGAACUGGCUUAUAAAAGGGAAUAAGAGUAUAGCACGUUUGACCAUUCAAAAUCGACGUUACUCACAAUAUUUACUAAAGUAAACAUUUUAAUAAGGGGAUAAAAUAUUCAAAUUAAUAAGUAAUAGGUAUGCGUAAAAAUUGUGCGACUCAAAAUCUUUUUAAUUGCUGCUAUCAACACUGAACUAUUCAUUUUAACACUAGUAUGGUAAGUACAGAACCGGAAAUUCACGUGUAUAGUUAAGAUUAGUAAAUGUGUGAAUUUUCUUAAUGGAAUUAUUCUAUAUAAAGCAUCGUGUAUAUAUAUAAAUUCGUUCGAUGGAAGUUAGCUAACUUUGAAAAAUAAUUGGAGUACUAGUAUUGCAGAGUCUAAGGAAGCCAAUUAUGUGGUAUACCUAAAUUAAGUGAAAAUGUUGUCCAGUGAGAACUUUGCAUGGAACAUGUCUAAAACCUCAGCUAAAUUUUGUUAAAUUGGAUGAUUGGAGAGAUUCCUUCCGACCAGUUCAAAGAAUCUAAGUUAGUUUGGGUACAGCCAUGUUUAGAGUGAACGUAUUACGCUAAUUUUUUGGGUUAGCCAUGAAAUAAAGUUUAGUUACAUUUCAUAUUAAAUAAAAGGUUUGUGAAAUGUUAUUAAAAAAGUUUUA
This is a messenger RNA of Styela clava, 2889 nucleotides long. RefSeq lists its product as uncharacterized. NCBI's taxonomy places the organism in Eukaryota, Metazoa, Chordata, Ascidiacea, Stolidobranchia, Styelidae. The record is from RefSeq and is a predicted model, not a curated record.